UCCCAGUCCCAGUGGAUUCUCACCCUCCCAUGGGGCACAGAUUUUUGGCGGUUCCACAAGAUCCCGAAUUGCCGACUCCUUCCACUCUUUCCUCAUAUUGUCUUUGCUCUGUUUGGGUCACGGAUUCCCCUCAAGAACUGAAGACGAAGAUUCGAAGAGAAAGCGUUGUUCACUCCCGCAGAAGAGGAAAUCUGGAAAGAUGGAGGAAGGCCAGAUAGGCAUAGUUCUAUCUCGAGCUUCUGAGCUUCGAUUGAAGAUCAAUAACUGUAUCGACAAAGCCAGAACUCGCGACGUUGAUGGUGAAGCUGAAGAUGAUCGCUUUCGUUCCCUUGACGAAGACGGUGAAGGAGAAGAUGAAGCCGAUAGCCUUUCCCGCAUUCGGGAUGCUCUUGAAUCUCUCGAGGAACAGCUUGUUUCCUUGCAGGCCUUGCAGCAGCAACAACGAUAUGAAAGGGAAGCAACGUUAGCAGAGAUUGAUCACAGUCGCGAGGUCUUACUCAAGAAGCUCAAGGAGUACAAAGGUGAGGACCUAGAAGUGAUUCACGAGGCCACUGCCUUUGCUAGUGAGCCAGUUGAGCAGAAUGAUGAUCUCCUUCUUCCUCCCUAUCCAAGCCGACCUCCAGAUCCUUUGGUCUUCAACAAUGGUUAUCCGUCACACAACUCUUCUGCGAGGAAGUUUGCUCGAAAUGGGGUCAUCACUAGUGAGUCCAUUCCCGAGGCCAGGAAGGGUAUGGGUGAGGUGGAUGGAAAUCAAACUCAAAAGCCUCCGAGAAGCUCACCAACAGGAUUCAAACUUGUUUUUAGUUUGGCAGCCAAGACAGUCCUUACUAUUGUUGGGGUGGUAUCUGUUCUAAACUUGGCUGGUUUUGAGCCAAGGCUUUCGAGAAGGAGCACCCAGUUCAAAGUUCUGGAUCUAUUCCCUAGACGAGCAACAGAGGACAACAGAGAUGGAAUUCAGUGCCCACCUGGGAAAGUUCUGGUUAUGGAAGACGGGGAACCAAGAUGCCUUGUGAAAGAGAGGAUUGAAAUUCCAUUUGAGUCGGCUGUAAUGACACCAGAUGUAAAUUAUGGUUGUUUUCUAGAGGACCUGGUGCAGAAUAUGUAUAAAAACCUGUGUAGCCGGCCCCACAGUGUUGCUAGCUUAUUCCAAAUGGAUGUUCUAAGUAGAAGCUACACCUGCAAUGCAUCUUCAAACAUCUCCAAGAUUUUUGUCCAACAACAAAAGCUUAUCCCCAGAUAUGGGCUUCAGCAAUCGACGGGACUUUCAUGGAUCAACAACAGGGAUGAUGGAUCAAGGUUCCCGCUUUUCUGCAAAAAGGCAACUCCUACAGGACUCAGUAAAAGGGUGGAGAGGAGUACUGGAAGGUUUAGAGUAAGAGCUUUUAGUGAAGAGCAGGAGGGUCUUGUUGUCAAGUCAUGGGCUGCUAUGAAACCAAAAGCUGGAGAAUUGGGUAUGAAACUUUUCUUGAGGAUCUUUGAGAUAGCACCGACUGCGAAGAAAUUGUUUUCAUUCUUGAAGGAUGCAGAGGGUCCUCUAGAACAGAAUCAAAAGCUCAAACCCCAUGCCAUGACCGUCUUUGUUAUGACAUGUGAAUCAGCUGUGCAACUGAGAAAGGCCGGAAAGCCGACGGCGAGAGAGUCGAGUAUGACAGAUCUGGGAUCUGUCCACUUCAAAUAUGGAGUCGUUGAUGAGCAUUUUGAGGUAACGAGGUUCGCCCUGUUGGAAACUAUAAAAGAAGCUAUUCCAGAGAUGUGGUCACUAGAGAUGAAGGGCGCAUGGGGAGAAGCUUAUGAUGAGCUUGUAGCAGCUAUAAAGAGAGAAAUGAAGCCCUCUAAUGAAAAGUAGGAGAGAGAAUUUGAUUAUGCCUCCUUCACACGUCUAAUUUCAAUUUUUUUGGGAUAUUUCUGUUUGAUUUUAUUUCUGCUGUUUCUUUGCUUGAAAACAGUAAAAAUAGUUUUCUCCGUUUUUGUGCUAAGAAAAAGUUUUAGGAGUUGAAAAAAGUGUGUGAUUUUUUUGUUUCCAAAAAUGUGUUCAGGAGAAGUUGGUGUUUAAUAACCACACAAGGCCCCGAAAAAUUUUUAAUACCAUCGAUCUCUUUCAAGUGGUUCCAACCAAAAA
This is a messenger RNA of Macadamia integrifolia, 2119 nucleotides long. Its product is annotated as plastid division protein PDV2-like. Gene Ontology annotation, molecular function: oxygen binding; heme binding. The record is from RefSeq and is a predicted model, not a curated record. Gene Ontology annotation, biological process: chloroplast fission. The transcript has 8 exons. Bases 200 to 1846 code for a protein of 548 amino acids. NCBI's taxonomy places the organism in Eukaryota, Viridiplantae, Streptophyta, Magnoliopsida, Proteales, Proteaceae.